Messenger RNA from Paramisgurnus dabryanus, 2296 nucleotides. The record is from RefSeq and is a predicted model, not a curated record. NCBI's taxonomy places the organism in Eukaryota, Metazoa, Chordata, Actinopteri, Cypriniformes, Cobitidae.
CCUCUCUGGACUGCGCCACCAAAAGGGCCAAAAUGAGUUUCUUUCUCUUUAAGAAGUUGCGCUGUCCAGCACAGCUGGGAUUUCUACACGGACAGAUAGCGCAAUGAAGAGCAGCGUCGACCCGUCAUCAUGUGCACCGGGCUUCCGAGGACUGCCUGUCCGCUGCGACUUUUUGCCCUCUGCAUCCUUCUUUCCUACGCAGCAGCAUAUUUCGGGCUUACAGGUCGCGAACCUUUGGUCUUUCUGCCUGGUCCAUUUUCCAACGAGCCCCCGAACGGAAAAUCGCACCUGAAGCAAUGCGAGCAGAUGACCUUGACGCGUCGGCAGAAGCGCCUGUGUCGGCGAGAACCGGGGCUGGCGGAGACUCUGAGGGAAUCUGUCCGCCUCAGCCUCCUGGAGUGCCGCUAUCAGUUCCGCAACGAGCGCUGGAAUUGUAGUAUGGAUGGCCGUGGAAGCCUUUUGAAACGAGGGUUUAAAGAGACGGCAUUUCUGCUCGCCGUGUCUUCAGCAGCGCUGUCUCACGCGCUGGCUAAAGCGUGCAGCUCAGGUCGGAUGGAGCGCUGCACCUGUGAUGACUCUCCGGGUCUGGAGCACCGCGAGGCCUGGCAGUGGGGUGUAUGCGGAGACAAUCUGAAAUACAGCACUAGGUUUCUCAAGAAGUUCCUGGGCCAAAAACGGGUCAGCAAGGACCUGCGCGCUCAGAUCGACGCUCACAACAUUAACGUCGGCAUCCGGGCAGUAAAGAGUGGACUCAAAACAACCUGUAAGUGUCACGGUGUCUCCGGUUCGUGUGCCGUGAGGACGUGCUGGAAGCAGCUCUCUCCGUUUCAUGACACAGGCCACCUGCUAAAGUACCGCUACGACACAGCCGUCCGUGUGCACAGCAUCACCAAUGCCGCCACGGGUGAGACUGAGCUGGCAGGGCCACGGCGUCACAGCAACACGGGCCCUCGCCCGCGACCCACAGAGCUGGUGUUUCUGGAGGAGUCGCCCAGCUUCUGCAGGCCAUCGCGCUAUUCACCCGGCACGGCCGGCAGACCCUGUUCCAAGGACACCAGCUGCAGCAGCCUGUGCUGUGGGCGGGGCUACAACACAGCCCUGCGCCUCACCACCCUCUCCUGCCACUGCCAGGUCCGAUGGUGCUGCCAUGUAGAGUGUGAAACUUGUGUCAGAGAAGAAGAGGUCUACACGUGCAAGAAACACUGAGAGAUUGAGGCGAAAACGUGGAAGGGAGAGUCGCUGAAGAAUGCAUUACAUGUAAAUGUCAACAAGAAAAGCAAAAUGGUAAGAUGAACAUAAGAUCAAGAGGAAAGGUUUGGAUGAUGUCAUCCAGGUAAUGCCGAAAGGGAAUGGUAGGAAAACCUGGACACAGGGCUCUGAGCAAUUGUGAUAUGGUUGAAUAAAGUAAAAGCUGCUCUUCUGCUAUCAAGGAGACAAAGCUGCUUCCUUGUCACCAAACUGAGAGACUCAUGUUGUAAGAAGAGGUUUGAAUUUAGCUAAAGUACCCUUGAAUGUUGCUGAAUGUGAUGCUCAGUCAAAUAACGGACCAGUCGCCUUUGAACUGUUCAUCAUGAACGCAUACUUUAUGGAAAUGGACUAGAGAUCUGCAUUGAUCAGUAAUACUCAAACUAGUACUAUGGGAGUCUGCCCACUUAGUUGACUCCAAGUCAAACAGUUUUCUUCUACCUGCCUUUACUGCAUAUCUCUCUAUUGCUCUGAGAGUCCACAUACGUACUGUAUAGGGGUUCAAAAUUAUACUGAGAGUAUGAAGCACUUAUGCUUUUUUGUCAAUUUUAUGAUAGCCACUUAUUCGUAAGGAAGAAAGUACUUGUGUUUGUUAUAAUAUACAAAGUUAUUGUGCUUAACAUUUAAUAUUAAAUGAACUGGGGUAGGAGUGUUCUUGAUGAACUGGAAUUUUACUGGGACAAUCCACUUUUAUAGACUAUAAUGAAUGUUAGAACAAGUUAUAUAAUCAACCACGGUAUGCUUUUAUAUCUUGAAUGGCCAUUAAAUGGCUGAAACUAGUCAUAGAUAUAGGAAUGUAUUUUUUGCAAUUACACAAAACCGAUAAACUGUUGCACCCGACACAAUCCCAGACUGCAUUCUUUAAAUUAUAUUUUAAUUUUUUUAGUUUAUUCUGCCACAUCACUGCAAAAUACACUGUCAGAAUAAAUGGUCCAACGCAAUCACUGGGGCAGGAUCCUUUAUAAACAGCCCAAUACCUGUAUGUUGAGGUGGUCCUUAUAAUGGGUCAAUUUGUUUCUUGAAAUGUUCAACUCUCACCCCCCAAAUGUGU